UUACAGAGGAAACGUAUCGAGGAUGAAAGGAAAAGAAAACAAGCAGAGACGGACCGAAAACGAGCUGAAGUUCGUGCUCGUCUCGAGGAAGCGUCCAAAGCUAAAAAGGCCAAGAAAGGUUUUAUGACCCCAGAGAGAAAGAAGAAACUCAGGUUGCUGCUGCGUAAGAAAGCCGCUGAAGAGUUGAAAAAAGAGCAGGAAAGAAAAGCUGCCGAGAGACGGCGUAUCAUCGAGCAACGUUGUGGAAAACCUAGACCUAUUGAAGAUGCCAAUGAAGAAACUCUGAAGCGUGUUCUACGCGAAUACCACACUAGGAUCUGUGAGUUGGAGGAUAAGAAAUUCGACAUCGAGUAUAUUGUCAAGAAGAAAGAUUUCGAGAUCUCCGAUUUGAACAGCCAAGUUAAUGAUCUCCGAGGAAAAUUCAUGAAGCCGACUUUGAAAAAAGUAUCCAAGUACGAAAGCAAAUUCGCUAAGCUACAAAAGAAAGCAGCUGAAUUCAACUUCCGCAAUCAACUAAAGCAAGUGAAGAAAAAAGAAUUCACCUUGGAAGAAGAAGAUAAAGAGGAAAAACCUGAGUGGGUGGAGAAGAGAAUAAAAGAAGAUGAAGUCGAGGCAUAA
Messenger RNA from Cotesia congregata, 618 nucleotides. Lineage: Eukaryota; Metazoa; Arthropoda; Insecta; Hymenoptera; Braconidae. The record is from the annotation of a GenBank genome assembly.